UUGCAGACAACACUUUGCAGUGAUCAAAUUAACAGCGAUGAAGACUUACAUUUUGAGAAUAUGGUAUAUGCUUGUGCCGAUAAUACGGCUGAAUACAGCUGAGGAUUUCCAAUGGACAAAGAAUAAUCCUGGCUCUUUCUAUUAUGGCACUUUUCCAGCUGGUUUUUUAUGGGGUGUUGGAAGUUCGGCAUACCAGACUGAAGGGGCCUGGGACAAGGAUGGGAAAGGACCAAGUAUCUGGGAUGCUUUUACUCACAAGAAAGGGAGAGUGUUUAGAAACGAAACAGGAGAUUCAGCAUGUGAUGGCUACUACAAAGUUAAGGAUGACAUUCAGUUACUGAAGGAGUUGAAAGUUAAUCACUAUCUAUUCUCUAUCUCAUGGCCUCGGAUUAUGCCCACUGGCAUCAAAAAGCAAUUGAAUGAGAAGGGAAUACAGUUCUACAAUGAUACAAUUAAUAGUCUUCUGGAAAACAAUAUUACCCCUAUCGUGAGCCUCUACCACUGGGAUCUUCCACAGGUUCUCCAGGAAAAGUAUGGUGGCUGGCAAAAUAUAAGCAUGAUAAAUUAUUUUAACGAUUAUGCAAAUCUGUGUUUUGAGAAGUUUGGCGAUCGCGUGAAACAUUGGAUUACUUUUAGUAAUCCUUGGGCAGUUGCUGAAAAGGGUUAUGAAACAGGAGAACAUGCACCAGGACUGAAGCUCGGUGGAUGCGGAGCAUACAAAGCAGCACACCAUAUAAUUAAAACUCAUGCAAAGGUAUGGCACUCUUACAAUAACACAUGGCGUAGUGAGCAGCAAGGUAUGGUUGGAAUUUCCCUAACUAGUGGCUGGGGUGAACCUGUGGAUCCACAUAGCCAAACAGAUAGAGACGCUGCUGAAAGAUAUAUACAGUUUCAUCUGGGAUGGUUUGCAAAUCCAAUUUACAGAGGAGACUAUCCAGAAAUUAUGAAGAAUUAUGUAGGUAGGAAGAGUGCCCAGCAGGGCCUGGGGACAUCAAGAUUACCAACUUUCUCAGUGCAAGAGAAAACCUAUAUUAAAGGGACAUCGGAUUUCCUGGGAAUAGGUCAUUUUACUACUCGUUAUGUUCUACAGAAGAGCUUUCCCUUUCUACAAGUGUCCAGUUACCACACUGACCGCGAUUUGGCUGAACUGGUGGACCCAAAAUGGCCAGCUCCAGGACCAAAAUGGUUAUAUUCUGUGCCAUGGGGAUUCAGAAGAUUACUCAACUUCAUUAAGACACAAUAUGGGAACCCUCUCAUUUAUGUGACAGAGAAUGGAGUUUCUGAAAAGGUACAGUGUACUCAACUGUGUGAUGAAUGGCGGAUAGAGUAUCUGAAAGGAUAUAUUAAUGAAAUACUGAAAGCUCUAAACGAUGGUGUUAAUGUCAAAGGUUAUACUGCCUGGUCACUGCUGGAUAAAUUUGAAUGGAACAAAGGCUUCUCUGAAAGAUUCGGAUUUUAUCACAUUGAUUUUAGAAAUAAGAACAAACCACGAUACCCAAAGGCAUCUGCUGACUAUUAUAAAAAGAUUAUCAGCGCAAAUGGAUUCCCAAAUCAAAGAGAGGUGGAAAAUUGGUAUCAGAAGGCCAUGGACACUUGCUCUACCACACACCAACUCCGUGCUACAGAUUCCCUGAUUACUCACAUGGAAAUGGUGACAGAGAUUGUUCUUCCUACAGUUUUCACGCUCUGCAUACUCAUCAGUAUUGUCCUACUAAUAUUCUACCUUCGAAGUCAUAGUUAA
Molecule: messenger RNA, 1741 nt
Organism: Aquila chrysaetos chrysaetos
Lineage: Eukaryota; Metazoa; Chordata; Aves; Accipitriformes; Accipitridae
Gene: LCTL
Product: lactase like
Exons: 13
Coding region: 38-1741 (567 amino acids)
Biological process (GO): carbohydrate metabolic process
Molecular function (GO): beta-glucosidase activity
Source: RefSeq, a predicted model, not a curated record